Messenger RNA from Indicator indicator, 3237 nucleotides. RefSeq names its product ceruloplasmin (gene CP). The transcript is spliced from 18 exons. The coding region runs from base 1 to 3237 and encodes 1078 amino acids. NCBI's taxonomy places the organism in Eukaryota, Metazoa, Chordata, Aves, Piciformes, Indicatoridae. Gene Ontology annotation, biological process: iron ion transport. Gene Ontology annotation, molecular function: copper ion binding; oxidoreductase activity. Gene Ontology annotation, cellular component: plasma membrane. The record is from RefSeq and is a predicted model, not a curated record.
AUGAAGCUGCUCUUCCUAAGUUGCUUGCUGUUUUCUUGCUGUUGCCAGUCUCAGGCAGUGACUAGGGAAUACUACAUUGGCAUCACAGAGACAGAGUGGAACUAUGCUCCUGGCAAUACCAAUAUCGUGUCUGGACAGCCUUUUGCAGCAGAAGAGCAGGCUGAAGUCUUUCUCAAACAAGGACCACAUAGGAUAGGAAGCACUUACAAGAAAGCUGUCUACACUCAGUAUACCAAUCAUUUAUAUGAUGUGGUAGUUGAAAAGCCUUCCUGGCUGGGGUUUUUAGGCCCUAUCAUUAAGGGAGAAGUUGGAGAUUCCAUUAUUAUUCACUUGAAGAACUUUGCAUCCAGAAGCUACACGCUGCAUCCACAUGGUGUAAGAUACACAAAGGAAAACGAAGGUGCCUUUUAUCCUGACAACACCAAAGAUUUGCAGAAGAGAGAUGAUGCUGUGAAGCCUGGAGGCCAGUACACUUACACAUGGGAUGUGACAGAAGAUCAAGGUCCAGCUAAGGGAGAUGCAGACUGCAUAACCAGGGUCUACCACUCUCACAUAGAUGCUCCAAGAGAUGUUGCCUCAGGGCUUGUUGGGCCUUUAAUAAUUUGCAGGAAAGGUACAAUGGAUGAGGGCAGUGCUGAACUCUUUGAUGCUGAAUUUAUCCUUAUGUUUUCUGUGAUGGAUGAAAAUCUCAGUUGGUACCUAGAGGACAAUAUCAGGACAUACUGUUCUGAACCUUCCAAAGUUGACAAAGAUGAUGAAGACUUCCAGGAGAGCAAUAAAAUGCACUCAAUCAACGGGUACAUGUAUGGAUACCUGCCAAACCUCACCAUGUGUGUGGAAGACAAGGUAAAAUGGUAUCUCUUUGGCAUGGGUAAUGAAGCUGACAUCCAUUCAGCCUACUUUCAUGGACAGACCUUGAUAGAAAGGCAUCAUCGAGUCGACACCAUCAACCUCUUCCCAGCCACGUUUAUUGAUGCUGUCAUGAUUCCAAGGAGUCCUGGGGAAUGGCUGCUCAGCUGCCAAGUGAAUGACCAUAUUGAAGGUGGUAUGCAGGCCCUUUUUAAAGUAAGAGACUGUAGGAAAUCCCUGAGAGAUCACACUGAGAGUACAAAGAUAAGACAGUAUUUCAUUGCUGCUGAAGAGAUCAUCUGGAAUUAUGGCCCCUCUGCAAUGAACCAUUUUACAGGACAAGAAUUAAUCGCUGACAGUGAGUCUCGUGUAUUUUUUGAACAAAGUGAGACAAGAAUUGGUGGCUCUUAUAAAAAAGCCAUUUACAGAGAAUACACAGAUGGGUCUUUCACUGUACAUAAAAAAAGACUCGUGGAGGAAGAACAUCUUGGACUCUUAGGGCCUGUUAUCAGGGGUGAGGUGGGAGAGCACAUCAGGGUGACCUUCCGGAACAACGCCAGCCGCCCGCUGAGCCUCCAGCCCCACGGCGUGAGCUACCGCAAGGCCCACGAGGGAGCCGCCUACGGCGCCGCCAGAGGCACUGAAUCUCCAGCCUCUCAUGUGAGCCCUGGUGCUACGUUUACAUACGAGUGGGAUGUGCCAGAAGAUGUGGGCCCCACAGAGCAAGACCCAGACUGUUUAACUUGGAUUUAUUACUCAGCUGUGGAUGCAGUCAGAGACACCAAUUCUGGCCUUGUGGGUCCUCUCCUGGUGUGCAGGAAAGGAGCUCUUCAUCCUUCUGGGAAACAGAAAAAUGUGGACAUGGAGUUUUUUCUACUUGCUACAGUAUUUGAUGAGAACCUGAGCUGGUAUUUGGAUGACAAUAUUUUGAUGUUUACACUAAAUCCUGAUAAAAUUGACAAAGAUGAUGAAGACUUUCAAGAGUCUAACAAAAUGCACUCCAUCAAUGGUUAUAUGUAUGGAAAUCAGCCUGGCCUGGAGAUGUGUAAAGGAAGUGUGGUGUCCUGGCAUUUGAUGGGCUUGGGGUCAGAAGUUGAUGUCCAUGGGAUAUACUUUUCAGAAAACACAUUCACAACUAAAGGGACAAGAAGGGACACAGCAAAUCUGUUUCCACACACAUUUGUGACAGCUGUCAUGAAGCCUGACUCUGAAGGAGUUUUUGAAGUGUCGUGCCUGACAACAGAUCACUACAGAGGGGGCAUGAAGCAGAACUACAGAGUGAACCAAUGCCAUUGGUGGAAUGUGGAUGUAUCUAUGUAUCUCCAUGAGAAGAUUUACUACAUUGCUGCAGUGGAGGUCGAAUGGGACUAUGCUCCUAACAGGACAUGGGAAUUUGAGCGCCAUCAGCACCAUGAGGAAAGCCCUGGCAAUCCAUUUUUAAAUAAAGAAGACAAAUUCAUUGGCUCAAAAUACAGAAAGGUGGUGUACCGUGAGUACACUGACCAGACAUUCAGUACUCCCAAAGCCAGAACAGAGGAGCAGCAGCACCUGGAAAUUCAAGGGCCACUGCUUAUGUCAAAUCUUGGAGAUAAAAUUAAGAUAGUUUUUAAGAACUUGGCAUCAAGACCUUACUCAAUACAUGCCCAUGGAGUGAAAACAGACAGUUCUGUUGUUCCUGUAACUAACCCAGGUGAAACACAAACAUAUGUCUGGAAAAUCCCAGAGAGAUCAAGUUCUGGGAGAGGAGACCCACACUGUAUUGCAUGGGCAUACCAUUCGACAGUGGACAUCAUUAAGGACACUUACAGUGGAUUGAUAGGCACACUUGUUGUGUGUCACAGACAUUAUUUGCCAUCAUUUCAUACUAAAAAGAAAGUUCAGUUUGCUCUUCUUUUUAUGGUUUUUGAUGAAAAUGAGUCAUGGUACUUGGAUGAAAACAUUAAAACCUACUCUACUAACCCUCAACUUGUUGACAAAGAGGAUGAGGAAUUCCUUGAAAGUAAUAAAAUGCAUGCCAUUAAUGGAAAGGUGUUUGGAAAUCUCCAUGGUCUGACUAUGCACGUUGGGGAUACAGUAAGUUGGUAUUUGAUGGCAAUGGGCAAUGAAAUAGACAUUCACACAGCACACUUCCAUGGGCACAGCUUUGACUAUAAGCAAACAGGGGUUUACAGGGCAGAUGUCUUUGAUCUCUUCCCUGGGACAUUUCAGACUGUGGAAAUGACCCCUCAGAACCCUGGCACCUGGCUGUUACACUGCCAUGUCACUGACCACAUCCACGCAGGCAUGGAAGCAACCUACACAGUGCUGCCAAAGGAAGGUAGGAGCUCAUCUCUCUCAGUGAUGCUCAUUAUGUUUAAAGCUGUAGAAUGGGGCUCACAGACAGGCUAG